This is a messenger RNA of Elaeis guineensis (African oil palm), 3268 nucleotides long. NCBI's taxonomy places the organism in Eukaryota, Viridiplantae, Streptophyta, Magnoliopsida, Arecales, Arecaceae. The record is from RefSeq and is a predicted model, not a curated record.
GAAUCCUGGAUUUCCAUCGACUUGGAGGGUUCUUGGCCUCAAAAAGCUGUUCUUCUUUUCCCCAAUAAAUCGGUUAGCGUAGUAGUGGGUUUCAGUUGCAUGUUUAUUUGUCCGGCGCCAUUUAGGAAUUCCUGAUCUUUUUUCUUUUUUUUUUUUUAAUUUUCUUCCGCUUUAAUCGAAGGAAAGUUACGAGCUAUGUUUAUGGUUUCUUUGCGGUCAAAUUCGUGUUGGUGUUGCAAGAUCUAAGUAAAAUAGCUGAUCUGCUGAGAUUUUAGGGUCUCUUUUACGAAUCUUGAACCCUAUUCAUGUCGAUUCUGGCGAAGUUUUGGUCCGUUUUUAGAUGUGCGUAUAAGGAGGGGAAGUUGAUAUCGAUAUUAUCAGUGGUCGGGUUAAUUGGACCGCUGGAGGUGACCUUCCAACUAGGUUGGAGUAAGGUUGUUACAAGUCGAGGGUUAUGAAUCGUCGUGUUAGAGAGCUGUCUGGUAUGAUGAAUGGGUUGACGUAUCGUGAUUUUUGCUCUCGUCAGAACACCACAAAUGGUUUUAGAUUGGAACAGUUGCAGCCUUUCUUGUAUCACAGUAAUCAUAUGAACUUCCCCCCCCAAAUGGUAUCCGGUACCAACACUAUGAACCCAAAUGGCAAUCCUUCAUCCGCUCAUCGUACAACUCCCGGGGUGGAUAGCCCGGAAGAUUGUGAGGUCUUCUCAGAUAUAGCCCUCAACUACAUAAGCAAGAUGCUGAUGGAAGAGGACAUAGAUGAGAAGGUCAAUAACUAUCAGGAAGAGUCGGCCCUUCAAGCUACAGAGAAACCCUUCUAUGAGAUCCUCGGUCAGAAGUAUCCACCUUCACCCGUUCAGCGGCCGCUCUAUUCGCAUCGCAGCCGAGAGAGCACCAACAGUAGCUAUGGAAACUCCAACAGCAGAAGUAAUAGCAGCAGGGUGUCGGAUAAUAGCUGGGCUCCUGAUUUUCAUGAAUACCGGCAAUCACAAUCGUUGCGUGCCUCCCUGGACCGGUCUUCCCAAUCUCCAUUGAGCUCCUCUAAUAGUGUGGGUAAUGUUGUUGAAGCAGUGGAAGAGCCCCUGAUCAGCAGUAGUAGGCUUCCCGAUCUACUGAUCGAAAGCCUGCCUGCCUGGCAGUUCAGGAGAGGAGUCGAAGAGGCACGCAAGUUCCUUCCUAGUGAUGAUAAGUUGAAAAUUGACCUGGAGGCCAAUGGGUUUUCAUCACCUCAAAAGCUGAAAAAUGCCGGAAGAGCGGUCGAUGUCAAGGCGGAGGAGGAGGAGGAGACCGAACAUGCUGUUCAUGGGUCCAGAGGUCGAAAGAAUCUGCACCGUGAAGACUUGGAUCUGGAGGAGGGGAGGAGCAAUAAACAGUCGGCUGUUUAUUCCGAGGACACCAUUCGGUCUGAAAUGUUCGACAUGGUUUUGCUUUGUCAGGGAGAGAAGAGUUCGAAAAAGAUAUCUGAUCUGCGAGAAGCAAUGCAGAACGAAGCGAACAAAAAUUCGCAGAAUGGUCAUGCUAAAGGAUCGGGUGGUGGGAAGGCGCGAGGGAAGAAGCAAAGUAAGAGAGAAGUGGUGGAUCUUAGAACUCUACUGAUACAUUGUGCUCAAGCGGUGGCGGCUGACGACCACCGGACCGCCAGUGAACUACUAAAACAGAUCAGGCAGCACUCUUCACCGAAUGGAGAUGGAACUCAAAGGUUGGCUAAUUGCUUUGCAGAUGGGCUCGAGGCCCGCUUGGCCGGCACGGGCAGUCAGAUCUAUCAUACCCUCAUAGCAAAGCGAACAACUGCUACCGAUAUAUUGAAAGCAUACCAUCUCUAUCUUGCAGCAUGCCCCUUCAAGAUGGUCUCGCACUUCUUCUGUCAUCAGACGAUCCUGAAUGUUGCAGAGAAGGCAUCAAGGGUGCACAUCAUAGAUUUUGGCAUUUAUUUUGGCUUCCAGUGGCCAUGCCUCAUCCAGCGCCUUGCUGCCAGGGCUCAAGGGCCCCCAACGCUUCGGAUCACCGGUAUCGAUGUACCUCAGCCUGGGUUCCGUCCUACGGAACGAAUCGAAGAGACGGGGCGGCGGCUUGCAGAUUAUGCCAAAAGCUUCAACGUUCCUUUUGAGUAUCAAGGCAUUGCAUCAAAAUGGGAGAACAUUCGUGUGGAGGAUCUCAAAAUCGAUAGAGAUGAGGUGCUUAUUGUCAGCUGCUUUUAUCGCUUCAGGAAUCUUGUGGACGAGACCGUCAUUGUUGACAGCCCAAGGAAUAAAGUCCUCAACACCAUAAGAAAGAUGAGCCCGAAUGUUUUCAUCCAUGGAGUUGUGAAUGGAUCCUACGGUGCCCCCUUCUUUGUAACACGCUUCCGUGAGGCUCUGUUUCACUACUCUGCAUUGUUUGACAUGCUUGAAACUAAUGUGCCACGGGAGGAUGAACAGAGGUUGCUGAUUGAAAGGGACCUUUUUGGACGGGAGGCUCUUAAUGUGAUAGCAUGUGAGGGCUCAGAAAGGGUAGAGAGACCAGAGACCUACAAGCAGUGGCAGGUGAGGAAUCUGAGGGCUGGGUUCGUUCAGCUUCCACUGAAUCCGGACAUCAUGAAGAAGGCAAAGGAUAAAGUGAAAACCAGUUAUCACAAGGAUUUUGUUAUAGAUGAAGACAGCCGAUGGCUGCUGCAGGGCUGGAAGGGGAGAAUCAUCCAUGCACUGUCCACAUGGAAGCCUAAUGAAUCCUACUCUAUUGCCUGAAAAUGUACCUACCCCUAUAUGCCUUGAGAAAUGAUGCCUUGCUUUCCCCUGCCCAAUUGUCUCACCCGAUGAUAACAUGUCGUGGACCUGACCUUUCUGUAGGAAGGAGGUCUGCAAGGUCCGUGUAUUUGGCAGCUGAGACCCCAUUAGAGUGGACCGGUAAGGUUGAUCAAGGUGUUGAAAAGGACCGAAAGUAGGAGCUAUAGAACUUAGAGGAGAGGUGGGAAAAGAUCGUGUAAUCAGUAACAAGUUGCGCUCUUCGAACACAGGGAGGAUGUGCUUAUCUUGUAGGUCGGGUUUGUGAGACGUUGUCAUGUUUAAAAUCUUUCAUUGAUGAUCGAAAUAUAGGUGCUCAAGUAUCUCUUUUUUCUUUUUCAUCAGGCUUUUCUCAGCAUGUAUCAUCUCGAACAUUAUAUACGUCUGUUUUUCUUACCCACCUGCUGCAACCUCAUUUAUUGAAGCGUGCAAAUGUGCAAUGUACCGGCCUGUCUAUAUCAACCCCUCUAGUUAAUGUUGUCUAAGUUGAACCCUCUGCAUUAUUCUUUCACA